CUUACUGUUCCCACUACGCGCCUCACUUUGCGCUGUCACUGUUCUCUCUCUCUCUCUCUCUCUCUCUCUCUCUUCCCUCUAUACAAAUGCAUACGAUCUCUAACAUUUCCAAACGACUGCCAUUUAGCUAUUGCUAAUCAAAACCAAAUGGGUAAAGCCUCCAAGUGGUUCCGGGCAAUUCUCGGCCUUAAAAAAACCGACCACCCGCCUCAAUCACAACAGCAGCAUCAAACCAUGGGUCGCUUGAAGGAGAAACGAAGAUGGAACUUUGUGAAAUCAUACCGUGAGAAAGACCACCCGCAGCAGCAGCAGCACAUAAAACGUGGAGUUUCGGAUGAUCAGGAGACUUCCGUAAUGGUUCAGUGUUCGUCGGAGUACGAGGAGGAUCCUAACAAGCACGCGAUCGCAGUAGCCGCUGCCACGGCGGCAGUUGCUGAGGCCGCUGUGGCAGCGGCUCAUGCGGCAGCCGAGGUUGUAAGGUUGACGAGUAGCGGAAGGUGCGCUAACAACCCAGCAGUGACGUCCGUUAACAGGAGCCAUGCCUGGCGCGAGGAUCUGGCUGCCGUUAAGAUACAAUCUGCUUUCCGAGGAUACUUGGCAAGAAGGGCAUUGCGAGCUCUAAAAGCAUUAGUCAGGCUUCAGGCGCUGGUAAGAGGUAACAUUGAGAGGAAGCGAACAACACAAUGGCUUCAUCGUAUGCAAGCAUUAUUGAGAACCCAGGCACGAGCACAAACAGGACGGAUACAGCUCUCUGAAUCAUUACAUUCAAGUAGCAAGUCUUCUUACUUUCACCACCCUGGUCCACCUACCCCUGAAAAGUUUGAACAUGUAAUACGAGGUAGGAGUGGAAAAUAUGAACAGUCAUCAAUUCUUAAGAGGACGGGAUCAAAAUCUAAUGGCAGGGCAAUUAGUGAUGAAGACAAAGCACACUUAUCCUUUCAUUGGUCAGAACGUGGCAUGGAUGAAAGAUCACUGGAACAAAUAGUGCCUUUAUCUGGCACUAUAGACGAUGAGAAGAGUGACAAGAUCCUUGAAAUAGAUACCGGAAAACCCGACUUCACCCCUAAACGAAGAAACCUUUCCCAUUCCUCUCAUCUUCCCUUGGCUUCAGUUCAAUGUAGUUAUAGUUUCACAACUUCAAAAGACUCCAUGACUCAUCAAACUGUUCCAAGUCCAUCAUCAGGUGAAAUCCAGUCUUUUAGUCCUCUGAAAUUUACUCAUGAGGAUGAGGAGGCCUUUUGCACUGCUGAAAAUAGCCCUCAGUUCUACUCUGCAUCAUCAAGAGGGGGUAGCAGCAGAAGAAGUCCCUUCACUCCCAGUAAGAGUGAUGGCUCAGCAAGCUUUCUAAGUGGGUACUCAGGCUACUACCCAAAUUACAUGUCUUACACCGAAUCAUCAAGGGCUAAAGUGAGAUCUCUCAGUGCACCAAAGCAAAGGCCCCUGUACGAGAGAUCAAGUUCAACAAAGAGGUACUCAAUUCAUGGCUUUGGCGAGCCAAGGUCGAGCAGUGCACAGAGGGCUUCUGCCUUGCGUGCAAGCUUUACUAGCAAAGCUUAUCCAGGAUCUGGUCGGUUGGACAGACUAGGAAUGCCUGUUGGCCAGAGAUACUGAUAAGUGAUUCCAAGGGUUCUAGUUUCUGGAGUAGUUUUUUGCCAACUGAUGUGACUUGGUUAAUACUUGAUUUGUAGUUUGUCUAAGAUGUGUUUAAACUUUUAACGUUUCUAGUGACUGAAAUCUGACCAAACACUGGAAAAUCCAAUGGAAAAUCUUAUAUUUAAGCGUGUA
Hevea brasiliensis (rubber tree) is the source of this 1785-nucleotide messenger RNA. RefSeq names its product protein IQ-DOMAIN 22. The record is from RefSeq and is a predicted model, not a curated record. The coding region runs from base 148 to 1611 and encodes 487 amino acids. NCBI's taxonomy places the organism in Eukaryota, Viridiplantae, Streptophyta, Magnoliopsida, Malpighiales, Euphorbiaceae. The transcript has 4 exons. Gene Ontology annotation, molecular function: protein binding.